Trichosurus vulpecula (common brushtail) is the source of this 738-nucleotide messenger RNA. It is a transcript of the gene FNDC9, whose product is annotated as fibronectin type III domain containing 9. Gene Ontology annotation, molecular function: protein binding. NCBI's taxonomy places the organism in Eukaryota, Metazoa, Chordata, Mammalia, Diprotodontia, Phalangeridae. The transcript is spliced from 2 exons. The record is from RefSeq and is a predicted model, not a curated record. Bases 79 to 738 code for a protein of 219 amino acids.
UUGCCUGUAUUUGGUAUUACAGUCAUUUCCACUUUGUCUCCCCAGACUGUAAGCCUCAUGAGAUAGGAACUAGACGUGAUGAACAUUGAAGUUAAAAAUGUAUCUUAUACCCAAGCCACUAUCUCCUGGUCCACGCUGGAGCCCUGUCUGGAGAAUAAUUACCAUAUCAUGUACAGGCCCAACUGGAACAGCAUUUUCUCAGGCUACCUGCGCCACCCCUUUCACCACGAAGAAAGGGUGCCCCGAACCCUCAGCUCCCUGGUCCUUCGCCAACUUGCUCCAUCCACGCUCUACUUUCUGUGCAUCACCUGCAAGGAUUCCUACCCCUCCAGCAACCACUGUACUAUGUUCCACACCCUGGAUAAAAGCUCCAAAGCUACCCCUGGCUCCCAGUUGGAUCCUGGCGUAUCUCUCUGGGUGGUCACAGCUCUUCUCCUCGCCUGCUUCAUGGCCAUCCUAGCCUUCUUCUGUCUCCAGUUCUGGUGUCUGAGGUGCCACGAGCCACGGUGGACAUACCACUCAAGCCAGAGGGAGGAAGUUGAUGAGUUGGUGAGGUGGGCCGAGGGUGCUCUGGGCCUUGGGCGGAGGGAGGAAGACUUGCAGGAGUUCCCCAUGGCAGCACUACUGACCAAGAGUUCUAGUGCCACACCCGAGAGCCCCCACAGCUCUCCCCCUUCCCGCUUCUCCCACAAAGGGACUCAGGAUCAAGCUGUUAUGUUUCCUCAUCGUGGGCUAUGA